Racocetra persica is the source of this 215-nucleotide messenger RNA. The record is from the annotation of a GenBank genome assembly. Lineage: Eukaryota; Fungi; Glomeromycota; Glomeromycetes; Diversisporales; Gigasporaceae.
AUGAAUUGGUCUGAAAAAUUUAAAGACUUUGAAGUUUUAUCUAGUUGGACUAAACUUCUGAUCAUUAAACUACAAAGAAAAUCAAACUCUUAUCGAGUUGUUGAAAUUGAUACAACUUUAUUUCUUGAAGUUAUAAUACAAAAACCAGAAAUUAAAUUUCUUACUGAUCUUGACAAUAUUAAUUUAUUAAAAUUUUAUUAUAAGCUUCUUGUGUA